GAGUUCAUCCUAAUCUAUAAUACUCUCGAAAUUCCGACACGUAGUGGUCAAGACACAAAAGUCAAAGACAAAGACCAUGCUUAAUGGGAGUAAGAAAGAGAGUGUAGGUGAGGUUGCGUAACAGAGAAUAAAAACCCACUCAUCUUCUUCCUACUCUGCUCUCAGUAUAAAUAUACGUCACACAUUUCUGCAACUGAGCUUAAUUUCAUUUCUCUUUCUUUCUCUGAUAUUUUUCUUGGUUUGAGCUUCGAAAAUGGAGAUAUUUUACUACCUGGUUUUCGGAUUCUUUGGCCUUGUUGUGGCCGCAAUGGAGUUGAGCAAGAACAACAAAGAUCGAAUCACUACAUCACCGGCUUUCAAUUCCUUCAAGAACAAUUAUCUUCUCGUAUACUCGCUCAUGAUGGCGGGAGAUUGGUUGCAAGGUCCUUAUGUUUACUACCUUUACAGUACGUAUGGAUUUGGUAAAGGUGAGAUUGGACAGCUCUUUAUUGCUGGUUUUGGCUCCUCUAUGCUGUUCGGAACAAUUGUUGGUUCUCUAGCUGACAAACAGGGUCGUAAGAGAGCAUGUGUGACUUACUGUAUUACUUACAUACUGAGCUGUAUUACCAAGCAUUCUCCUCAGUACAGAGUUUUGAUGGUUGGCCGUGUUUUGGGAGGUAUUGCCACUUCUCUGCUGUUUUCCUCAUUUGAGUCCUGGCUCGUUGCAGAACACAACAAGAGAGGAUUUGAACAACAAUGGUUGUCAAUAACAUUCUCAAAGGCAAUAUUUCUUGGCAAUGGCCUUGUUGCUAUUGUGGCUGGUUUGCUUGGGAAUCUACUUGUUGACUCAUUAUCUCUUGGACCUGUUGCACCGUUUGAUGCUGCUUCGUGCUUUCUUGCUAUCGGUAUGGCGGUUAUAUUAUCUUCUUGGUCAGAGAACUAUGGGGAUCCUUCUGAGAGCAAGGACUUGCUUACCCAAUUCAGGGGUGCUGCUGUGGCCAUUGCUUCUGAUGAAAAAAUUGCAUUGCUCGGGGCAAUUCAGUCUCUGUUUGAGGGUUCAAUGUAUACAUUUGUGUUUCUCUGGACUCCCGCUCUAAGCCCGAACGAUGAGGACAUUCCUCACGGAUUCAUCUUUGCAACUUUCAUGUUGGCUUCCAUGUUGGGAAGCUCCCUUGCUUCUAGGUUGAUGGCUCGCCAAUCUCUCAGGGUCGAGAGCUACAUGCAGAUUGUUUUUGCCGUUGCUUCAGCAUCACUUAUGCUCCCCAUUUUGAUCAGUUUCUUUGUACCUCCUUCCACGGAGAGAGGAGGAGGCAUCUCAUUUGGAGGAUGCAUCCUGCUUCUUGGCUUCACUACCUUCGAAGCUUGCUGUGGAAUUUUCUGGCCAUCUAUUAUGAAGAUGAGGUCCCAAUACAUUCCCGAGGAGGCUAGAAGCACCAUCAUGAACUUCUUCAGAAUCCCUCUCAAUAUCUUCGUCUGCAUUGUACUAUACAACGUGAGUGCAUUCCCAAUCACAUUUAUGUUCGGCAUGUGCUCAAUUUUCCUUUUAGUAGCAUGCUUCUUGCAGAGGAGGCUCUUCUUGAUCGCCGAAAAGCCAAAAACUGAAGAUUGGGAAGCAAUGAAGGAAAGGGACACCGAAUCAGAUCCAUUAAACAUCUAAUUGAGAGAUUAGAAAAGACAGACCACCGGAUUCAUUUUCAAGACGAUGGCGUAAUGGCGGUAACGGCCGCUAGCCAUCUACCUAAUUCAAUUCAAAAAUGUUAUACUGUGAAUUGCAGUUGGUGUUAGUUGAAAGGUAUAUUCAAUUUGAUAGUGAAGAAGACAAAAAGGAGUUAUAUUCAAAUAGUGGUCUGCCCAACGAAAAGGAAAAUGGAAGUAUGAGUUAGGAAGAAGAAGUAUUUUGUAAUUGUUUUAAUUUUUGGCUGUGAAUUAGUGGUGUAGUGCAUUAAUUUGCAAUUUUCAGGAUUUACUGUUGAGAAAGAAAAUUGAAAUUUCUACCCAUGUAUGCCAAUGCCAAUAUUAUUCUUUUUCUACAAUAUCAUUUAUUCUUAAUCAGAAAUGAUGUAAGUGAAAACUACACCAAUGGUGAUAUUCUAAACCUAAAGCAUUUUUGGAUUA
Molecule: messenger RNA, 2094 nt
Organism: Cannabis sativa
Lineage: Eukaryota; Viridiplantae; Streptophyta; Magnoliopsida; Rosales; Cannabaceae
Exons: 8
Coding region: 254-1636 (460 amino acids)
Biological process (GO): molybdate ion transport
Cellular component (GO): membrane
Molecular function (GO): molybdate ion transmembrane transporter activity
Source: RefSeq, a predicted model, not a curated record